UGCUCCAUGUUCCUGAAUGAAUUUACAGCCAGUGUUCCGCUGCUGGACGGAUGCGUCGCUUUCUUCCUUCCUUCCUUUACUUCUUUUUUUUAAAUUUUACACUCAAAUGCACGGGAUGACUCUCAUUAUGGACAUCGUAUGUUUUCUAUGGAUGCUGCCGUCGGUAUGGGCUGUAGAAGAGGUUCUGAUGGAUUCAACAACCGCAACAGCAGAACUUGGGUGGACCAUUUACCCAUCGCAAGGGUGGGAAGAAGUGAGUGGUUAUGACGAACAUGUGAAUACCAUCCGGACAUACCAGGUAUGCAAUGUUUUUGACAACAGCCAGAACAACUGGAUACGCACAAGGUACAUCCACCGCCGAGGUGCUCAGCGCAUCCAUGUCCAGAUGAAGUUUUCAGUGCGAGACUGCAGUUCUAUACCCAACGUUCCCGGUUCCUGCAAAGAGACCUUCAACCUUUAUUACUUUGAGUCUGACUCUGAUGUGGCCACUAAAGUUUUCCCUCCCUGGAUGGAGAACCCCUGGGUGAAAGUGGACACAAUAGCUGCGGACGAAAGCUUCUCUCAGGUUGAACUUGGUGGACGCAAAAUGAAGAUCAACAGUGAAGUUCGAAGUUUUGGACCUGUUUCACGCAAAGGAUUCUACUUGGCUUUCCAGGAUUACGGAGCCUGCAUGUCUGUUAUUGCUGUCAAGGUCUUCUACAGGAAAUGUCCUCGAGUAAUCCAGAAUGGGGCUGUGUUUCAUGAGACUUUGUCAGGAGCAGAGAGCACCUCUCUUGUGGCAGCCAGAGGAGUUUGUGUUCCCAAUGGGGAGGAGGUGGACGUGCCCAUCAAGCUGUACUGUAACGGAGAUGGAGAGUGGAUGGUUCCCAUUGGGCGCUGCAUGUGUAAGGCCGGGUACGAGGCGCUGGAGAAUGGGACAGUAUGCCAAGCAUGUGUGUCAGGCUUCUUCAAAGCUGCACAGGGAGAUGACAAAUGCCUGCAGUGUCCCAUAAACAGCCGAACCAUCAGCGAUGGAGCAACUACCUGCAUCUGUCGAAAUGGCUACUACCGCGCUGACUCGGACCCUCCCCAGAUGCCAUGCACCACUGUUCCUUCAGCACCACAAAGGGUCAUCUCAAUGGUGAAUGAAACUUCUGUGAAGCUGGAGUGGAGCCCACCAGUGGAGAGUGGAGGUCGUGAAGAUGUUGUCUACAACAUCAUCUGUAAAAGCUGUGACAACAGGCGGGGCAGCUGCACCCGCUGUGGAGACAACGUCCAGUUUGUUCCUCGGCAGCUUGGGCUGACGGACACCAGCGUCCACAUCAGUGACCUGCUGGCUCACACCCAGUACACCUUUGAAAUUCAAGUUGUUAAUGGAGUGUCUGACCAGAGUCCAUAUUCACCACAGUACACGUCUGCCAACAUCACCACUAACCAGGCUGCACCAUCAGCAGUGUCUAUCAUCCACCAAGUUAGCAGAACUCCUAGCAGCAUAACUUUGUCCUGGUCUCAGCCUGAUCAGCCUAAUGGUGUUAUCCUGGACUAUGAACUGCAGUAUUAUGAAAAGAACUUGGCUGAGUGGAACUCCACUCUAAUAAGGAGUCAAACCAACACAGCAGACAUACGAGGCUUAAAGCCUGGGACUAUCUACGUCUUUCAGGUCCGAGCUCGGACUGUCGCCGGAUUCGGAAGCUUCAGCGGCAAAAUGUACUUCCAAACUAUUACUACUGAAGAGUAUAAUUCCAGUAUCCAGGAGAAGCUACCACUCAUCAUUGGGUCUUCUGCAGCAGGAGUCGUCUUCAUCAUUGCCAUGACUGUUGUCAUAAUUGUUUGUCGCAGGAGGAGUUCAGACCGACCAGAAUCUGAGUAUUCCGACAAACUCCAACAUUACACCAGUGGCCACAUUUCCCCAGGAGUGAAAAUCUACAUCGAUCCCUUCACAUAUGAAGAUCCCAAUGAAGCUGUAAGAGAGUUUGCCAAAGAGAUUGACAUUUCCUGUGUCAAGAUAGAGCAGGUGAUUGGUGCAGGUGAGUUUGGGGAGGUAUGCAGUGGAAACCUCCAGCAGCCUGGGAAGAGAGAGAUGCUGGUGGCCAUUAAGACACUGAAGGCAGGCUACACUGAGCGUCAGAGACGGGACUUCCUGAGUGAGGCAUCCAUUAUGGGCCAGUUUGACCAUCCCAACAUCAUCCAUCUGGAGGGGGUUGUGACCAAGAGCAGUCCUGUGAUGAUUAUCACAGAGUUUAUGGAGAAUGGAUCCCUUGACUCCUUUCUGAGGCAAAAUGAUGGGCAGUUCACUGUGAUCCAGCUGGUGGGAUUGCUGCGUGGCAUUGCAGCAGGAAUGAAAUACCUUUGUGACAUGAACUACGUUCAUCGAGACCUGGCUGCUAGGAACAUCCUAGUGAACAGCAACCUGGUGUGUAAAGUGUCUGACUUCGGCCUGUCACGUUUCCUGGAGGACGAUACGUCUGACCCAACCUACACAAGCUCUCUGGGAGGAAAGAUUCCCAUUCGGUGGACUGCCCCUGAGGCCAUUCAGUACAGGAAGUUCACCUCCGCCAGUGACUGCUGGAGCUAUGGCAUAGUCAUGUGGGAAGUGAUGUCAUAUGGUGAAAGGCCCUACUGGGACAUGAGCAAUCAAGAUGUAAUCAAUGCCAUAGAGCAGGACUACAGGUUGCCAGCUCCAAUGGAUUGUCCAAGUGCUUUGCAUCAGCUGAUGCUAGACUGCUGGCAGAAAGACCGCAACAACCGGCCCAAAUUCAGUCAAACUGUCAGCACCCUUGAUAAGAUGAUUCGCAACCCCAACAGCCUCAAGACCACAACACCUCUGUCAUCAUGUGUUCACUUACCUCUGCUCGACCGUAGCACCCCAGACUUCACCUCUUUCAGCACAGUGGAUGAGUGGUUGGAGGCUAUAAAGAUGGGUCAAUACAAGGAGAACUUUGCCAACGAAGGCUUCAACAGCUUUGAUGUGGUGUCUCAAAUGACUAUGGAAGACAUCGUCAGGAUAGGAGUUACGCUGGCUGGCCACCAGAAGAAGAUCCUGAAUAGCAUCCAGUCCAUGAGGGCACACAUGAACCAGAUUACCUCAGUGGAGGUGUGAUUUUAUGGACCCGUCUACACGGGCUUUGUUUACUGUAGAAGGCCAGCAGCCUCCAGCACUGUAUCCUCCUGAACUUCUGAGGAGAGCUGGUAACAUUCAUCCAAACUGUGACCUCACCGUACCUCCCUCCAGACUCUACCCAGACGGGCCCAUCAGUCUGCAGCACGGAAACGUUGGAUAUUUGUUGGGGCAGCUGCUGUAUGUUCAGGUAACAGUUUAUUCAGAGGCUUAGAGACUGCAACCACUGAAAGGACGCCGUGAGAUGAUACACUCUGUUUCUAUUUACCAUGGCAUUACCUCCACCACCUGGUUCAUUUACUGACCAAGAAGAAAGUCAGUCUAAAUUUAUCCGGCAAUCUAUACAGCACAUUUAAAUUUGACUGAAUGAGAGCAAAGCUCCUUGGUGUGCAGUACUGUUUUCAGUUGAGCUUCAUUGACACAUGGGACCUUCUCCUCCAUGAUAGCUCAGUCCAACAAUGAUGUUGUCAAUGUUGGCUCAUUUUUAAGGGUGUAAUCCCUGAAAUAAUCACGUCUGACCUCACAUUCGGUGCUUUUGAUGGCAAACAGACUUAGAGGCCUUAAACACCAUGCUGACAAUCAGCUGGAGGGAACAUCUGGAUUGAUAAACGCUUAUAUCUUGGCUCCUCCGGGCCCUCUUUUUACUUUUUUCCAGACUUUUUAACUUGUUGAAUUGAUUGGGUCUGAUUGUUCAGAGACAAAGUCCCUGACUGUUGGUUUAGCAUAGUGAAUGAGUACAGUUUUAGGUUUUUGGGACAUGAACAUUUUUUUAUUUCAUGCGUGAUGCUUAAAUGCUGAAGGAACAGAAAUAUCUUAAAUUUUGAUGCGAUUCUUAACUCUUAGACACACCUGCCUAAAUGAGCCACAGCAAAACCAAAAGUGAAGAUAGAAGUUUGUAGAUCUUAUGCAAACCAAGUUCAGACAUAAUUUCUUUUUUUGUCUUCCCCAAACCAGCCUUGGAAAUUGCUUUCUGAUUCAAUACUCGCUAAGUUUAAGCAUGAAUCAAACCAAGUUUUUAAAACAAUGGACAAUUACACUGCAACAACUGCGUGGUUUUAAGGUUUUAUUUAGCAGGCAGCUAUUUAACAACACGCAGCUCCCAACAGGGAAGGGCACUUCAGUUAAAUUCAGCUUCCCUGAACACUUGGUUAAUUAAUUUGAGUCAAAACAGUCAUAUUCACAACCGUACCCAUUCAAAUGGUGUUCCGAACAAAUAGAUUUAGGUUAAUAAGUCAAAUGUUUCUAUAAGGCAGGGGUCUGCAACCUGCAGCUACAGAACCACUGUGGCUCUUAUAAAAGCAAAUAAGUAAUGUUUUUAAUUAUUAGGGCAAUAAGAAAGAGUGUGUUUCUUUUCACAUUUUUUAUGCAAUUUACAAUACAUUUAGCUACAUUUCCUUGGCUUUUAAAAUAAAACACUUCAUUUAGUACAUAUUUUUAAAAUCUAUGUUUUUUGCAGCUCUGGAUAAAUUUUAAUUUGUAGCAGCGGGAGCAAAAGUGGGUCUUUGAAUUGAAAUGGUUGCUGACCACUGAUCUAAGGAAACCAUUGAUUGCAUCAUCUCUGUGCUGCAGUGCAAUCCCUCAUCCUGAAAAAGCACAGGGUAACAGUGGAGAGGAAGAGCACUCCAACAGACCAGACUCUAGGAGAGGAUGGAUGACAGGAAUGGGUUACAGACAAACACGGAUACUCUUAGAGUAUCUCCCAAGAGAUCACUAACACAAAGUUAGUGACCAUAAGGUGAACAUUAACAUGAGAAAAAAAAAGGGAAUACAUAGAAAAUUGUCAAUCUGUCAGCAGUUUUGGCCUUUGGUAAAAUGACUAAAGGGACGGAUCGCCCGAACCAGCCCUAACUGUGAGCAUUUAUGCUUAGCUUUGUGCUUCAGUGGCGGUUCUUGCACGGAUUCAAACUCUACCCUCCUCCCUUACAGUUGGACAAAGAGUUGUGCUUUACUUGCAGUUCACUUUGACUAGCUCCAUGUAGUAACAAGUAUUAUGGCCUGCUAUGUUUGCCUGUUGUGGCUACAUGUUCUCUUUCUUGUGAUAGUUUCCAGUUUUGUAAACUCACACAGAAACAACCCUAUGAAUGGAUGUUUUCUGCAGCAAAGAGCAGUGAAGAUGGUGGCAGAUUAAUUUGUGCUUCACCAUAUAUGGGUAUAGUUUGAGCCUAUACUGUUCUCGUCAUGCUCAUUGGGUAUGUUCAAAAGAUUAAGGACUAAUAAUAAUUUGGUAUAUAAUCUUAAAUUGUAGGCUAGUUGAAAAAAAAUCAGUCAGCAGCAAUCAGAGGUGUCUAUGCAACAUGGGGGGCACCCACUCCCUAUUGCUUGAACAUGCAGAUAAGCGAUUUUAAAUAGAAGAUGGAGCUUGGUCAUUCAGGGUUUUGUGUGUAAGAGGAAGAAUCCUAAAUGUAACAUUGAUUCAGUGAAGAAAAGGUAAGAUUGCAGACAUACGAUCUGCUGUUUACCUCUCGUCAAACGCAUGGACUCGUUUUUCUGCAUCACUUUGCGACUGGAUUUUUGUUAUUUGGAAAGAAAUUGUGUAAAUAAGAACAAAAUCUGGAAAUCUGUUUUUAUGUAGGGGGUAAGGACAUGUCCUGGUCAAAAACAAUGUGAAGGCUGUUCAGUCUGAUACUGAAGCCAAUGUAAUGCUGUCCAGGGAAAAACAUUCACUAAAUAUGUCAUUUCUAAGUCAUUCAGCUCCAAUAACAGACAUUUAGUGGGAAAAAUUAGGAGCCAUUUAGCUUCCUUUAAAACCUACCACUUUACAAAUAAUGUUCACUAAACGUUUUAUUUGCAUAUGUACGAUAUACAAUGCAGCCCUCUCCCAUAUUCUUGUGUGAUUUAUGUCUGUUAAUUAUAAAAACUUUUGUUAAUGAGAACCUUGCUCUUGUGAUCACAUUAUGACCACCUCCCUAAAGGACCUCUGCGUGCUUCUCAUGUUGCAAAAGGAAAACAGGCCUUUUGUGCUUGCCAGUUAACGCCAUAAUGCAGUCUGCGAAUGUAGAAUGUGGUUCUGUAGGAGUCGGCCUACAUGGAUGAGAAAUUAAAUUAGCUGGUAGACGCUAGCCUAUGUUGUAAAAUUUGACAUUGUGAACUUUCAAGCUAUCUGUGUAGACAUAUUUCAUAAUUAGUACUCACCACUGAAAUGUUAUGCAAAGCAAUAGUGUUGGUGUUGCUCCAGACUAGUGUAUUGAGUCCAGAACAGCAGAACGGCGUAAGUACGAUGGCUGAAAGGUGCAAACGUGCUGCCAACACAUGAAUGAUGCAAACUCCAAAACACAAAAAAACAAUUCAGCAGAAAAAAACUGCAAAAAAAAAAUGCUGCAUACAUGAAAACAACAGCAAGUUAAAAAAGCUCCACAAAACAACGUGUACCAGACCACUAGAGAGGAGUCGACCACUAAUAUUACCGAUGUAAAUAUGCUGCUGUUCUAUAACAUUUUAAAAUAUCACGACCACUUGUUUCAAAAUUACAUGAAGGAAAGCAAACCUUUUCUUUCUUCCGUCCAAGGUUCUUCAGCGCAAUCCCUUUAAUAUCUUAAUAUCUUUACUGAGGCUCUGGUCCAACGUGACUUGGUGGUCGACUCCCCGUAGUGGUCGGCCGCUUUAAUGGAGCGAGCUUGCAGCUUUUUUAACUUAUUGUUGUUUUUGUAUUUGCGGCGUUUUUCUGUUGCUUUGAUUUCAUGUGUUUGUGUGUUUUGGAGUUUGCAUCAUUCAUGUGCGUUUCCGCCGUUUGUGGCGCAUUUAGCCGUUUGCGGCAUGUUUGCACCUGUCUGCCACCGUACACGUGGUAAUAAGCUUUGACUCACAAACAGACUUUCAUCUAUGAUCUGUCCAUCCUGCUUCAAACAAACCUUCAUUACAAAUGGCAGAGCUGUAGAUUUAUACCUCACAGACUGAAACUAUUUUCCUGGUUCUUGUAACCUCUAUCAUCAAAUAUCUUUUUUGGUCUCAGAUAUUUGGGAUGCUAAACCUCUUCCUUCUGAUGAAUUUGCACAAAUGUAUGAAAGAAU
Messenger RNA from Girardinichthys multiradiatus, 7104 nucleotides. Its product is annotated as ephrin type-B receptor 2-like. The record is from RefSeq and is a predicted model, not a curated record. Gene Ontology annotation, biological process: protein phosphorylation; axon guidance; cell surface receptor protein tyrosine kinase signaling pathway. The coding region runs from base 17 to 3079 and encodes 1020 amino acids. The transcript has 16 exons. Gene Ontology annotation, molecular function: ATP binding; protein binding; transmembrane-ephrin receptor activity. Gene Ontology annotation, cellular component: neuron projection; plasma membrane. Lineage: Eukaryota; Metazoa; Chordata; Actinopteri; Cyprinodontiformes; Goodeidae.